GGCAGAGAAAAAUGUAACAAAGUGAAUCCAGCUUUUUUGAGUCCCAUACCGUGACUCAGUAUCCUUCAUCCAAAAAAGUGAAAAAGGAAAAAAGAAUUGUGAGUCAAAUCAGACCAUUCACAUCAAUUCAAUGUAUAUAUUGCAGCAGAGUGUAGUAAAGCAAUGCAAUCUAGCUGUGGUUGAGAGCUGCUUCCAUCCAGUUGCAGUAAAGCUCUCUCUCCCUCUCUCUCUCUAACUCUAGCUAGAUAUAUAUAUGUUGAUGAUUAUAUAAUGAUUAAGUAGGAGAAAGGGUUUUUGUUUAUGAGGUGUACUUGGCACUUUUUUUGUUUCUUUGAAGGGGUCUGGUUUUCUGCUACAAACCAUAGUCUUUACAAUUUAAAGGCAAGUGAACCUCUAGCUGUUUUGUAGCAUAGUCUCACAGCAUUUCCCACUUUGGUAAUUCAACCCAAAAGCUUUCCUUUGAACCCUCUUUGAGAGCUUGCACAAAUCUCAGAAAGAUUUGAAGCAAAUACAUUGAAGGUUCUUGGGGGUGUUCUUUUGAAUUAUGAAGAGGUUCAGCAGCAGCUCAGAUUCAUUGGGUGUGUUGGUGUCCAAUUUCCCACCAAAAGAGGAGGAGAAGCAUGGAAAGGACAACUACGGUUAUAGCAAGGAGUUUCAGGCAAUGUUAGAUUCUUUAGACCAAGAAGACUGUGGGGAAGAAAUGACAGGGAAGAAAAGGCGCUUAAGCUCAGAGCAGGUCAAGGCCUUGGAGAGAAACUUUGAGGUUGAGAACAAGUUAGAGCCAGAGAGGAAGGCCAAAUUAGCUGAGGAGUUAGGCCUGCAACCAAGACAAGUAGCUAUUUGGUUCCAAAACCGCCGCGCCCGGUGGAAGACUAAGCAAUUGGAGAGAGACUACGGCAUUCUCAAAGCUGAUUAUGAUGGCUUAAAGCUCAACUUUGAUAGUCUUGAGAGGCAGAAUAAAGCUCUGGCUGAAAAGCUAAGGCACUUAAAAGCAAAGCUGUGCAGAGAUAGUGCAGAAAGCAAUGGUUCAGCUAAAGAAGAAUCACCAAUUUCAAUGUGCAAGAGCAGUGUCAUGGAGCAAAGCAGACACCAAGAUUUCAGUGACAAUGGAGACAAUGCAGAGGUGAAUUUGUUUAAGAAUUUGAAAUCCAAAGAUGGAUCAUCAGAUAGUGACUCAAAUGGAGUUAUGAAGGAAGAGAGCAAUGGAAAUUCUUCUCUUGGCUAUAACAAUGGCCAUUCAUCAUUGUCUUCAAAUUCAAUGGUAAACUGGUUUCAAUUAUCAGACUCUAGAUCAGUAGCUGGUAAAGGGUUCCAGACUCAGCCUGUGAGGAUGGAAGAGCAAAGUUUGUUUAGCACAGAAGAAUCCUGCAAUUUCUUCUCAGUUGAUCAAGCUCCCUCUCUCCAUUGGUACUCUGCUGAGCAGUAAAAAUAACUAGUUGGACUUUUCUAAGUUUUUUUGAAUGAUCUAAUAAAAAUGGAUCUUAUUGAAUUUUGUAAUCUAGAAGCAAGAAUGUCAAAAAUCUAAGCUUUAUUGGCCACAUCAUAAA
Molecule: messenger RNA, 1547 nt
Organism: Prunus avium (sweet cherry)
Lineage: Eukaryota; Viridiplantae; Streptophyta; Magnoliopsida; Rosales; Rosaceae
Product: homeobox-leucine zipper protein ATHB-16
Biological process (GO): positive regulation of DNA-templated transcription
Cellular component (GO): nucleus
Molecular function (GO): sequence-specific DNA binding; DNA-binding transcription factor activity, RNA polymerase II-specific
Source: RefSeq, a predicted model, not a curated record